UCUUCAGCCGGCCCAGUGCGCAUCGGUGCUCCAAUACGUUCGGUUGGCGGCUACUGCGCGCAGUCUCCUCUAACACCCAGGCCGACGACGACUACGCGACGCAAACGCGAAAUACACAGUCCGUUGCCAACACUCGGAGCCAGCUGUGAAAGGGUCGACUCGUCCAUUUCUAAUUCACUACGCAAGCAUCCGCCAACGGUGUACACACGCACACGCAUUCACACGGAAGGUGUUAACAAAGAAUGGCGGAAGCCCAUUCGGCCGUAGCAUUCAGCUUUUCCAUAACCCACGAAGGAUGGGAUGUGAACUUCGACCGAGAAGUACUUCACUUGGUGUGGCAGUCCGGCGUGCGGUCCUGGAAGAAGAGACUCUUUAGGUUCCAGAACAACCUGAAGAGCGGCGUUUAUCCGGCAUCCUUGGAGAGUCUGUGGAUCACUGUGAUUACCGUAACGGCGAUACACUUCGCCGGUUACAAGGUUCCAUAUGACCUCGUUGGGAAAAUUUCACCGUAUCUUUCCGAUUCGUCGGUGCCCGCGCAUCUGGCAGGAUCGUUCGUAGUCGGCCUGUUCUUGUGGCUGGCGGUCAUAUACGUGAUUCGGUAUAUCCUGAAAAUGUUGCUCAUGUACAAAGGGUGGAUGUACGAGGCGAGAGGUAAAGGUCGCAAGAUAUCGCUGCUCACGAAACUCUGGCUGCUGCUAGUGAAGAUAUUCUCCGGUUGGCACAAACCUAUGCUGUACAGCUUUCAAGGAUCACUUCCACGAUUGCCGCUGCCAUCCGUGGCCGGCACUAUGGCACGGUAUCUGAGGAGUGUACGGCCAUUAUUGGACGACGAGAAUUAUGCUCGUAUGGAGAGGCUGGCCAACGAAUUCCAAAACGGUAUCGGAAAUAAACUGCAGCGUUACUUGAUCCUCAAGUCCUGGUGGUCCACCAACUACGUGUCCGACUGGUGGGAGGAAUACGUUUACCUGCGCGGAAGGUCUCCCCUGAUGGUUAAUUCAAAUUUCUAUGGAAUCGACGCUAUCCUCACGCAUCCUACGACUGUGCAAGCCGCGCGCGCUGCAUCCGCUAUAUAUUCUUGCUUGCAAUACAGACGCCUUAUCGAACGUCAGGAAUUAGAGCCGAUUUUAGUGCAAGGAUUAGUGCCGCUGUGUUCUUGGCAAUAUGAAAGGCUGUUCAACACCACGCGCAUUCCGGGAAUCGAGGUUGAUAAAAUCGUGCAUUACCAGGAUACCAAGCAUAUCGUAGUAUAUCAUAAGGGCAGAUACUUCAAAGUUCUUAUUUACUAUAGAAAUAGAAUUUUGCAAGCCUGUGAAAUAGAAAUUCAGAUUCAGCAAAUUUUGGAUGACCAAUCGGAGCCGUCAGAUGGAGAGGAGAAGUUAGCUGCUCUGACAGCUGGUGAUAGAGCCGCCUGGGCACAGGCUAGGCAGAAGUUCUUCGGAAAAGGUGUAAAUAAAAUUGCCUUGGACUUAAUCGAGAAGGCUGCGUUUACAGUCACUUUGGAUGAUGUCCCUUACGAAUACGAUCCAAAGCAUCCAGAGAAGUUAGACAAUUAUGGUAAGAUUCUAUUACAUGGAAAAGGAUACGAUCGGUGGUUUGAUAAAUCUUUCACUCUGUGCGUUGGUAACAACGGAAGGAUCGGUUUCAAUGCAGAACAUUCCUGGGCAGAUGCUGCGAUCAUGUCACAUUUGUGGGAGCACGUGAUAAGCUCGGAGUUCGUCAGUGAAAAGUAUAAAGACGGUCACAAUAUAGGCACUCCGGAGUUUACACCUCCCGCACCGAGUCGACUGCAAUGGGAUCUGAGCGCCGAGUGUAUCGAGGCCAUUGAGAAAUCCUACCAGGUAGCGCGUAAUUUAUUGAGCGACUUGGAGCUGCGGAUUUACGUGCACGAUGCUUACGGUAAGGGCCUGAUGAAGUGUCAUUCCAUAUCGCCGGACGCUUUCAUACAAAUGGCUCUGCAAUUGGCGUACUACCGCGACGCCUCCAAGUUUAGUUUGACUUACGAAGCCUCCAUGACGAGAUUAUUCCGGGAAGGCAGAACAGAAACGGUCAGGCCGUGCACUAUCGAGUCCGCUAAAUGGGUGAAGUCGAUGGGGGAUAACAAGAUGACGGCGGAGGAAAAGAUAAGACUAUUGAUGACCGCGGUGGCGCAACAUCAGAAAGGCUAUCAGGAUGCUAUGUGCGGCAAAGGGAUAGACAGACACUUGUUCUGCUUAUACGUAAUAUCAAAGUACUUAGAAGUAGAUUCACCGUUUUUGAAGGAAGUUUUAAGCGAGCCGUGGAGACUGUCGACGUCGCAGACUCCACAUGGCCAAACUGCAAGACUGGACCUGAAGAAGUACCCCAAUUGCAUCUCAGCAGGCGGCGGAUUCGGUCCUGUGGCUGACGACGGUUACGGCGUUUCUUAUAUAAUUGCGGGAGAAGAUCUCCUAUUCUUCCAUAUCUCUAGUAAACAAACGUCGCCGAAUACGAAUGCUGCCAGAUUCGCGAAGCAGAUAGAAAAAGCACUUGGUGAUAUGAAAGACUUGCUAGAACAGAAGAAGAAAAUACACCAGAAAAACGGAUCUGCGUAAUUUAUUCGUUAUCAGCGAUAGUCGCAAAAGAGUAAUUAUAACCUAUAUAGUGAAGUAGAAUUUAUGCCUCCGGAACUUCUUUCUGGUGUAUGAAAAGAUUGAGAGAACAAUGUAAAUAUAAUUUAAUAUAUUUACAUAAAAAUAUAAUUUAAUACAAUAGUUUUUUCAUAUAAACGUUUAU
Messenger RNA from Dinoponera quadriceps, 2751 nucleotides. RefSeq names its product carnitine O-palmitoyltransferase 1, liver isoform (gene whd). Bases 243 to 2570 code for a protein of 775 amino acids. The record is from RefSeq and is a predicted model, not a curated record. NCBI's taxonomy places the organism in Eukaryota, Metazoa, Arthropoda, Insecta, Hymenoptera, Formicidae. The transcript is spliced from 16 exons. Gene Ontology annotation, biological process: carnitine metabolic process; fatty acid metabolic process. Gene Ontology annotation, cellular component: mitochondrion. Gene Ontology annotation, molecular function: carnitine O-palmitoyltransferase activity.